AUGAACGCCUACAAGAUUCCCGACAACAUCUCCUUUGACCAGGCUGCAUCCGUUCCACUGUGCCUAGCGACAGUCGUCACUGGUAUCUGGGCACAGGAAGAAGGCGCGAGGUCCGCCAAACUCACGCCCCCUUGGGAGGAAGGCGGCAAGGUCAAGUACGCCGGAGACGUCGCCUUCAUCAUCGGCGGUUCUUCUUCCGUAGGUCAAUACGCCAUUCAGUGUGCGCGCUUGCAAGGGUACGCGGCGGUCAUUGCCACUUCUUCUCUCAAGCAUGCGGAAUUCCUCAAGUCGCUCGGUGCGACUCAUGUCAUUGACCGCCACCUCCUGCCUGCGGAGAUACAAGCCCAGGUUCGCACGUUCGCCGCGGGCAAGCCGAUCACCUACGUCUACGACGCCAUUGGUGAUCGGGAUGAGCAGCGGCUCAGUUACGAGCUCUUGGAGGACGGCGGCGCGUUCGUGACCGUCCAACCGAUCUUCCAUGAGUACAUCGAGGACUUGGUGACGGAAAAGAAGCCUGUCACUCGUGUAUAUGGCGCGUUCGAUGUUCCUGGCAAUUUCAAGCUCGGAUUGGAGGUGUACAGUCGCCUGCCCGGGUGGCUCGCUACCGGUGUCAUUGUGCCAAACAGGGUCGAGGUGGUUCCGGGCGGAUUCACAGGGAUCCCAGUAGGGCUAGAGAGGCUGCAUCAAGGCGAAGUCAGUGGUGUCAAGUUAGUCGUGCGUCCCGCUGAGACUCCUUAG
Molecule: messenger RNA, 738 nt
Organism: Dichomitus squalens LYAD-421 SS1
Lineage: Eukaryota; Fungi; Basidiomycota; Agaricomycetes; Polyporales; Polyporaceae
Product: NAD(P)-binding protein
Exons: 3
Coding region: 1-738 (245 amino acids)
Molecular function (GO): oxidoreductase activity, acting on NAD(P)H
Source: RefSeq, a predicted model, not a curated record